UGACCUAGCGCUUUACGACAGUUGCUUUGUGGCAGCCCGGAGGAGGAAGAUGGCGGCAACCUUAGUAGCUGCUCGAGGAUCCCGCCCAGUACCGGCUUGGGGGCCGGAGGCGCUCGCUCCCGACUGGGAAAACCGGGAAGUCUCCACAGGGACCACUAUCAUGGCUGUGCAAUUUGAUGGGGGCGUGGUUCUGGGGGCCGACUCCAGGACAACCACUGGGUCCUACAUCGCCAAUCGCGUGACUGACAAGCUGACUCCCAUUCAUGACCGAAUUUUUUGCUGCCGUUCAGGCUCAGCAGCUGAUACCCAGGCAGUAGCUGAUGCUGUCACUUACCAGCUUGGCUUCCACAGCAUUGAGCUGAAUGAGCCUCCACUGGUACACACAGCAGCCAGCCUCUUCAAGGAGAUGUGUUACCGAUACCGGGAAGACUUGAUGGCAGGAAUCAUCAUCGCCGGUUGGGACCCGCAAGAAGGAGGGCAGGUGUACUCAGUGCCCAUGGGGGGUAUGAUGGUAAGGCAGUCCUUUGCCAUCGGAGGCUCCGGGAGCUCCUAUAUCUAUGGUUAUGUCGAUGCUACCUACCGGGAGGGCAUGGACAAGGAAGAGUGUCUGCACUUCACUGCCAAUGCCCAGCAUCUAACCCUAACUUUCUCCUUCUAUCCACAGCUCUUGCUUUGGCCAUGGAACGGGAUGGCUCCAGUGGAGGGGUGAUCCGCCUGGCAGCCAUUGAAGAAUCAGGGGUAGAGCGGCAGGUACUUUUGGGAGACCAGAUUCCCAAAUUCACCAUUGCUACUUUACCACCCCCUAAAUACUGAGAUUCUAGAAUAUAAUGAGAUACCCCAUAAGGAC
Molecule: messenger RNA, 847 nt
Organism: Choloepus didactylus (southern two-toed sloth)
Lineage: Eukaryota; Metazoa; Chordata; Mammalia; Pilosa; Megalonychidae
Gene: PSMB6
Product: proteasome 20S subunit beta 6
Exons: 6
Coding region: 50-709 (219 amino acids)
Cellular component (GO): proteasome core complex
Molecular function (GO): threonine-type endopeptidase activity
Source: RefSeq, a predicted model, not a curated record